AUGGCGUCCGAACAUGAUGCCGACGCCAUGGAUGUUUCAGCCGAGGCGCCUGUUGUUCCACCAGCAAGCACGACUGUCUUGGACUUUUCCGACUUGGAUGCAUCGAUUCAGUCAUUUACACGCCGAUUUGACCACUAUGUCCAGACCACCAUUGCUUCGUGUGAUGAAGCUCGUCUUGCGGCUGAUGCACAACGCACUGAAAUCCAAGAACGCGUUCGUGCACUGGAGCGUGAGCGCGAAGACACGAAACAUGCUCAGAAAGAGCUUUGGGAAAAUGUGGCCUCUGAGCGAGAUGCAGAUGCAAAGCUACGCGCCAGUGUGCAGAAUCUGAUGGCACAGCGGGAAGCACUCGUACAGCGAACAGCCGGGAUUCGGAAGGAAGUGUCCGAGAUUCGUGCUCAGAUGGAGGCUCGAAAACAGCACAAACAAAUGCAAGUCCAGCGUCUGCGCGAGCAAGUUCGUCGUAAUGCGCCAGAACUAGCCCAGCUCGAACGCUUAACUGGGUGUACUAUUUCGCCUAGUGUCCGGGCAGGCACUAUCGAUUUUGCAUUCUCCCUCAUAUCACGCGACAACCCUGCACGGUCAGCGACUCUGUCGUUAGACGUGUCGAAAACGCAAUACAAGGUCCCCACGUAUGAUUCGAUCCUCUCUGCCGCGACUGUGAAGGCUCUUCUUCAAGAGCUAGAGCGCACCGGGGACGUCUACACGUUUCUCAAGCGAGCUCGAAGUGCGAUGGUGGACAGUUUGGCCAGGGAGAACUGA
Molecule: messenger RNA, 762 nt
Organism: Malassezia globosa CBS 7966
Lineage: Eukaryota; Fungi; Basidiomycota; Malasseziomycetes; Malasseziales; Malasseziaceae
Exons: 2
Coding region: 1-762 (253 amino acids)
Biological process (GO): chromosome segregation
Cellular component (GO): Ndc80 complex
Source: RefSeq, a predicted model, not a curated record